AUGGUUGAUCAAUUUGGUUUAGAUGACACUCUCGAAAUGAAGAGAAGAGGGGCGAAUCGGCUUGAGACCUCGAAUCGACAUCUAGAGGAUCAAGAUUUCGAGGGAGACGAAAGUCUCAAACUCAUAUCGAGCGAAGACAGUCGUAGAAACAUAGAAGGAGAAGAAGAAGAAUAUAAUAAUGCAGAUAGUAAUGAUAACAAAGCAAUUUUGAAGUCAUUUCAAUUGGACUCCAACCAGAGUUUAAAGCUCCCAGCCAUGCCUACACAGCAAGACCUGAUGGUAGGUGGUGGCAGGAAGGUGAAAGAUGAAGACUCUCCAAUUUUGGAAAAGUUAAACGAUGUUUUUGACAGCUCUUUAACAUUUCUCAGCCCUAACGGAAGGCUAGAUCUAACUGGAGAUACUCAAAGAAUACUCUAUGAUCACGAGGCGAAAGUACUAGACGAUAGUGACAGUCAAGCUGUAAAGUAUGGGCAGAGUUCUAAAGGUAAGAGCAGUAGCCUCAUGGACGAUACUCAGGUUAUCAUGAAUGGAGAAGAAACUAACGGAAAAUAUCUUGACGAUACACAAAAGAUAAUAGACACUCAGAGAAUCACAGAUAUACGAGUUGCUACUCAGAAUAAAACCCAUGGUAGUGACGCUGAUGACUACGAUAAUAAAAAUGUCGUGGGGGACACUCAGCUAAUCGACCAGACUAACCACGUAUCGCAAGACAUCGUAGCAGCCGAAGACCAUACUGUAGCUGAAGACCAUACAGUAGCUGAAAGCCAUAAUGCGGCCGACACACAAGUGAUAGCUGUAGGAUAUGAAGACACGCAAUUGGUCGAUGGCAGAGAUGUGUCCAAAUCUAAAGACACCCAAGUAAUAAACGAGGAUAGAUAUAGUGGAGGAGAUACUCAGCUAAUUCACCAGAGCAUCAAUCACAAUGAUGCGGCAGAUACUCAAGUGAUAGGCCCUCCACUUUCAGAAAGUAGCCCCAACAAACUAAAUUCCAAACGGUUAAGCUCCUCAAAGAUAUCUUUUUCUAAACUUACACCUUCAGACUCUCCCCUUAAGUAUCAAGACGACAGUGGAGAAAAUCCUACUCCUGCUAAGGCCUCUCUAAGUGUUUUACAAAUUCCAAAUACAGCAGAGAAGGCAAAUAUUCUUGAGAAGCAGCAACUGACUAGGGCAAUGGUUACACAGUCAUUGGCUCAAGUGCAAAAUACGCAAGAGGAUCUCAUAGACAAUACAUUCCACAUGGACGAUGUAAGGACACGGCAAGGAUUGAGAACAAGCGAGGAAAUAGAUGAAGAAGAUAAUAUAGUAAAAAAUACUAGUACAGCCACAUUAUUAGUAGAUGCGGAAAAGAGAGACCUAGAAGGUGAAAAACCUGUUUACUCCAGCAGCCAGAAGAAUGAACCUGUGGAGGAAAUUUGCACUGAUGAAGAAGAAAAAUCACAUGAACUUGGUACUCUGAUGGAAGGGGUGAUUCCUUCACUGCCCAAAAUAAACUCAGAUUCAUCAGUUUCUGCAGAUGAACUUUCAGAUGUGGACAACGACGAUGAAGCUGACGAAGAUGAAGGUGUUGUGGUUAAGAAAAAGAGAAGACUCAUGACUGUACCGGAAAGUCAAUCGCAAUCGCACCCACAGUCACAAUUGCACUCAAAUAAAGCGAAAGGACUGACAGAACUGGAAACAUCACAGAAAGGAUUAACUCAAUUACGUCAAGAAGCCAGUCACAUUCUUCCAAUUUCUCUGGUACUUCAUGAAGAUAGUGUAUGGGCUGAGUAUAAAUUUAAGAUGUUCCCAGGUAUAAUUCAAGAGGUACAUCGAGAUUUUCUGGUUAUACUUUUUGAAGAUGGUACUAGUAACGUAUUAAAUCAAGAUUUGUACCUGCUAGAUAUAAGGAUAGGAGAUAAAGUUAGGUUGAAAAGGGGUGUAAUACCUUAUUUGGUUACGGGGUUGCAAAGGAAGCCAAUAAGUAACAGCCAAAGUUAUAGCCAGGGUGAAGUUAUACGGUGCGUGAGAGGUUAUAACUAUGUAUACAUCAGAAGGAUUUCCAAAAACAAAAUCUUUGACGAAAAGCUAGUAAGCAUAGGUGAGCUUUAUAUGGAAAUUGAAGACUGGGUUGUACACCAACUGAAAUUUCUCAUUAGGGAGAUAGAAGAUGAGAAUGAAAAUAAGCUUGAACAGGAUUCAAGUAUUAAUAUGGAUAGAAUAAUGCCUACUAGAAUGAAAAAAUCUACCAUUCUCGGCCCAAUUGGAGCUUCUACAGGAAAUUAUUCUGGAGGUUCAGUAGCUUCGUCAUCCAAAUCUGUACCUACUGUACUGUCUACUCCUGGUGGCCCAGGACAAAUAUCUAAGAAUGGAUCAACAGUCCAAAACCCUGCAAGUUCAACAAAGGCUAAAUUGCAGCAAUAUGGAAAAGUGAUACUGCGUCAAUCAUCCAACUUGAAUUCUGGGAUUCUGCCACCAGUCAGUCCAUCAAAGAGAUUAAGUAUGGCAAAUGGGAAUACAUUGGAUCAAAAAGGAACCAUGUUUGAAGGAUGCAUAUUUUGCUUGACUAAUACCGAGGUGGAUGAUAAGAGAGAAGAAAUUUCUAAGUUGAUUGGGAGCAACGGAGGAAUAAUUUUGUCUCAAGGAUUGCAUGAGUUGCUCACAUAUGAGAAUAGGGAAGGCGAAGGCUUACGCUUAGCUUGUAAUGACUACUUCGGUAAUUUUAAGUUUUGUGCAGUUAUUUCUAAUAAUUACUGCCGAAGUGCAAAAUAUUUACAAGCCUUGGCCAUGGGUUGGCCCGUACUAUCUGAUUUGUAUAUUAGGGAUAGUAUCAAUCAGCAAAUAGUACCUGGAAGUAGCUGGCAUAACUACUUGCUUCCAGCCGGUCAACUGCAACGGUUACAGUGUGUUAAACUGUACGAGAUUUAUCAAUUCAGAACCAAUUACGAAUUGGGUUAUAGUUUAUUCAACCAGUUGGGCAAUAAUAGUCAAAUCUUAUCCAAGUACAGAAUUAUUAUUAUUACAAGCAACAAGGGUAAUGCUAAAAACUUGGAAACAUGCGAGUUUAUUUUCCAUGCUUUGGGGGCAAAGUCUUUAACAUAUGUGACAGAUUUUGACCAAAUAAGAUUUGACGCAUACGACGAGGGGUUGGUAUAUGAUAAUAGUAAUGGCGGUGAAAUAGGUAACAAUGUGGUGGAGACUGAAGAGUCUAUUCCUUCUUCCAAAAAGAGGACAAAAAUGGGGGGAAGAAGAAGAUCGAAAAGGAGCCAAAAAGCAAUAGAGUGUAGAAAAUUCGGAGUGAUCGACUGGGAAUGGGUUGUGCAGUGUGUUAUUAAUGGAUAUACUUGGGAGCCUAAGAGAAUAGUACAAUAUAGUGAAUAG
Molecule: messenger RNA, 3357 nt
Organism: Dujonia railenensis
Lineage: Eukaryota; Fungi; Ascomycota; Pichiomycetes; Serinales; Debaryomycetaceae
Source: the annotation of a GenBank genome assembly